This is a messenger RNA of Pocillopora meandrina, 4402 nucleotides long. Lineage: Eukaryota; Metazoa; Cnidaria; Anthozoa; Scleractinia; Pocilloporidae. The record is from the annotation of a GenBank genome assembly.
CUGAUCUUUGAUUCUCUCUUCUUGCUGUUAAACAUCUCCUUGUAACUUAUUUACGAGAACUUGGUGUUAGAUCAAAAUAACUUCUACCUGUUAAGUUUGAGUAUUCCUACUACUUGUUUGUUGGAUUAUGUAUGGAUAAUCUAACAAGUUACUUGUUAAUCACUUCUGGGAGUUAUAGAAUUGAAUUAAACUUAACGAAAAUAAUGUAAAUUGUUCAAUCGAUGUACCUUGGAAGAUUUUGUUAUGAUGUAAUCAAAGAUUUCUUGUUUUUUAGUGAAAAGUAAUUUCAUGUUUAUUGUAUGGUAUUUGUGGAAAGUUUUUCUUUGAAUCCUAUAAAAUUCAAAAACAGAGAAGUAAUUGGAAAGGUGAACUAUUUUUUUUCGCCUUUGUUUUAUUUUUUCACAUGGCUCUCUGCAUUUGUAAAUUUGGGGUUAUACCGAACAUUUGUAUACCUAGGAUUCCAUGGUAGUUGACUUGUGUUCUUUACCCUCCUCGUGACUUGAUUUUUGAAUAGGAUGACAGAGAUGGGGGUACAUACCUAGACUAUAAAGGAAAGAUUCCAUUGGGUAAGACCAAUGUAUUACUGUGAACACUGAUAUUUUAAGGCAUACCAGAGGAUAAUACUCCGAAGCCAAGCUAGGGCUGAGACACUCUGGAAAAAUACAAGAUUGUUCCACACGAAGUUUAGAUGAAAGUCCUAAAAGAGAAAAAACAGGAAGUGGCUCUAGGCAAGCUUGAUCUAACCUCUCAGAGAUAGUAAUUCUCUCAAGUUUAUUUCCAAAAGAUCAAGGUUUCCCUCAAACUCAGCCAAUAAACCUGAAAAUUAAUUUUUUCAACCUUGUAACUUUCAAGAUCUUGUCAUUAAUCUUCCCCUCAAGCUGCUACCUAUUGCCUUGUAAAUAGGUUACAAUAAUUUGGUUUUAGAUGAAGAUAACAACUUCUACCUAAUCAGAUAAGUUUUAAUAUUCCUAUUACCAGUUUGCUGGAUAGCAUAUGGAUAUUAUAGGCAGAAAUUACAUACUAAUCACUUCUGGGUGUAAUAGGGAAGCUUUGUCUUCUGCAAUGUAAUGCAAGAAAAGGCAAGUGUUUGUUAUUCUUGUCAAAAUUAGCCUUGACAUCAAAAUUAUGAAAUUAACUACAAGGGCAUGCUUUUGAAAUAUAUAGGAAUAUAAUUUCUUAGACUACUGCUGGUUUCUUAUUGGUAGACAAGUUGAGUGUAAAAUUUGCAAGAAGUUCUGGGCCAGGUGGACAGAAUGUGAACAAAGGUUUGGUGCAUUUUUGUCAAAUAGUAUAAGUAAGGUUCAAUUUGAUUUCUAUUUGCUUUAGUUUUUGGAUUCAAGGACCUUCAAGAGGGAUUUUUUAUUACCUAAACAUACAUGUACUGGGAAAAAAUAUUCAAAAGUACAUAUUUACUGCCACUCAUAACUAAGAGAGCACUUUUUUAAGACCUAUCAGAUUUCCAGAGAGACAUCUUAUCUGCCCUAAACUUAAGCAUCUAUUAUACAUUUCCUGAGCAUCAUUCCUCCUGGUGUAUUCCUGAAUAGUUAUCAGUGUAGUGGCUAUUGCAUCCAUAUUCAUCCAAAAUCAAAGACUAGAAGGAAUAUUUGGUCCCAUUAUUUCUUGGUUUGGUACUUUGGUUGUAAAAACUAAUAUAACUUUAAUUUCUUCAUUUUUAAGUAAAUACCAAAGUGGAUUUACGCUUUCACGUUUUAAGUGCUGAAUGGAUUCCAGAGGAUGUUAGACACAAGAUCUUGGAAAAGGUAUGGUUGUGAAAGUCCCUUGUUAAAUCAAAAACAGUUUGCUAGCAUUUGUAUAGACUAUGGCUGAGGAAUGUUGAAGAGUGGAAACUGGAACUAUUGCUUUUGGCAUUUCAGCCUAUAAAUUGCUAUUUCCUCAGAAUCCACUAAGUCUUUGCUUGCCACUUUUUAAACUAAGAGAAACAUUUUUUUGCAACAAUAAAGGUAAUUUGCAUUUUAUCUUCUGGACACCAUGUUCAGAGUGCCAUUUUGUGUACUCUUUGCAAUGUGAGCCAUCACUAUUGACUGAACAAAAAAAACCUCUUCUUUCUCUAAAACUUACAGGAGAGGAAUAGAAUCAACAAAAAUGGUGAAUUAUUUCUCAGCUCAAUGAAAUACCGCAGCCAGCAGAAGAACUUGGAGGAUGCCAUUGAGAAAGUGGAAAUGAUCAUUAAGGAAGCGUCUUAUAUUCCAAAAGAAACCACACUGGAAAAAAAGGCUAGAGUAAAGAAACUGUAAGAUAAUACUGUUUUAAUCAUAUUUCUAACAGUUAUUGUUUCUUGACAAAGGCAGCUGAUAUGAGGACAAGCUAUCCCAUGGGCUACACAAAAUCUGCCCCAUUCCAAAGUUUUUGAAUGUAAGUUUUCAGCUAUAAGUGCAUUGAGGGGAAACAGAAACAGGUGUAAAGCAAGGCUGAGCACACUACUCAUUUGCACUGGGCCAAUUCCUACAAAGAAGGUUUUUUUUUAAUUUCACUCCUGAUAUAGUAAAAGGUUACUAUUAACCAAAGACUGAAAAUGUAAGAAAUUUUAAGUGAGGUCCAAAUGGGUGUUCUGAUGAUUCCAAUUUCACUGUGAAUAUCAAGUAAUUGCUUGAAAUAAAUUUAGAAAAAAAUUUUUCACUCUUUCCAAGGUGACCAGGCAAUAACAAUUUUAUAAUGUGCUACUCCAAUGAGGGCAUGUCUUGUAAUAUUAUUUUAAUUCUGAUUGCUAUUAUAUAUUUCCCAACUAACCACAAAUAAAGGUAUGGUCUCUGCAGUUUUUUCAUAAAAAAUGUGCCAUUAAUUUUUGCAGUUUGUACCUUGGUUAGGGUUAAAACACUUACCUCAAAAAUUAUUGCUGUACUUCGCAUAUGUGGAUGGAAACUAUGUUACCUGCAGAGUUUAAAGUGUUAUUUCUUGAUUCUAUUUUUGUGAUUUUAUGAUAUUUAUGGUUAUUUUUCAGGGCAAGAAUUGCCAAUGAAAAGCGCCUCCUUGCCAAGAGGUACAGAUCAGAGAGAAAAAAAGAUAGAUGGCAGGAGUGAUUAAAGAAUUUGGCCAGACAAAAAAGAAAGAGGGAAGUGGAAUGCCAAAUUGUGCCUCUACAACAAGGACAAACCAUCCCAAAGACAUUUCCUGGUUUAUACUAAAUAAAAGAGAAACAAAACCAAAGAUUAUCUCACAGAGCAAAUGUAAAUCAUGACAGCCUAAAGUAGAGACUUUGAUUACAUGCCAAAUAAAUGAAGAAAUGGUUCUCAAGAGUGAUUCUAAGUUUUCUCCAAAUAGAGGAAAGCUCAAUUUUUAAUUUAUCAAACUUUGAGAAGUUACGAAGGACUGUUGUCAGUAGUGGUGACUGACAUUUUGUCAUAAGUCAUCAUCAGAGUCAAGUGAAGAGUUGUUGUCAGUCUAGUGUCAUAAGUCCAGUUGUGUAAACUGAUUGGUCAGUUUAGUCUUGAUGUCACUGGCUAUACGAAUCAAUUACAAGUGGUGUAAGUCAGUCAUGAUCUGCCAGGUUUGAUCUGGUUGGUAAUGUUAAGCCAAUAUACCUGGUUCAUUUGUGAUGUAGCUGUGGUGAACAAGUUAUCUGUAUGGCGUCAGUAGCCACUAAUGACAACAGUCCUUCUCAGGACUAACCCUCAACCAAAAAAUUUUAUCACAUGAUCAAAUGUUACCCUCAGGUUUAAACCAUUCACUUUAUCAAACUGGUUAUUACCUGAUGAACUGACCCUGAACUGUCUUAAUAGCAGAAACAUCAAUGUUAGUUAAUAUAUUAAUCAAAGGAGCCUUAUAGUUUUUACAAAAACUCAUUUGUCCCAGCAAUUGGAUGGGAAAUAUUUUUCCACUCAGGUUAUCCUGAGUUCAUCCAACUCCAUUACCUGAUCUUGAUUUCUCACUCAAACCUUCUUCUGAUCAAUGAUGAACAGCCCUUUAGAAAAGAGUGCAUGCCAGGGGUGAAUUACAACAUCUUCAUGAGCUAAGUGUAAUAUAAUUUUAAACUUUGUACUGACUGGGGCCAUCAAGACAUUUAAUGUGUUGACCUAGUUAUGAGGGGGGGCAUUGUGAUUUUUGGUUUCAUGGUUUUUCAGUCUGACAGCAAUUAUGCACCACUACUGGUCUUGAAUAGGCUCGAAAUCUCUGUAUGCUUCACUUGCCACUGACUGUAACAAGUCGAUUGUGGUUUUGAUAACUGGGAUGUGAAAAUUUUUCAGUCUUGAUGGUUUUGCAUGCGGUUUUCAGUUUUGAUCUAAUUUUUCCGCGGUUGUGUGGUUUGGCAUGAUUUUUUUCUACAGUUUUGAAGCUUGCUAUAGGCCCCAAAGCCCCUCUCAAUUAUUUACCAAAUUUGCUUUAAAAAAAAGUCAAAAGAUAGCUCAUUUCCCUCCUAUAGUCCUUUAGGAAGGAUGAUCCCUAG